AUAAAAAAACACACAUCAUUGUAAAAUCAAUACAUUCAUCGUUCCACUCAGAAUCUAAAAUGUUGAUGUUGAUUUCAGAACUAAUUAUUAUGGAACCGUGGAAAAAAGUGUGCAUAUAUGUAUCAGUGUAUGUCAUACUUCGAGAAUUUCGUCCAAUAGAUCCUUUUAUUAUUAAGUAUCUGACGCUUCUUCCAGAAAAAUACACCGUUAAAAUAAUUAGAGAAGAAGUUUAUCCAGUAGGCAGUUAUGUUAGCGUGUUAUUUGUAGUAAUCGUAUUCCUCGUUACCGAUUAUCUACAAUAUAAGCCAAUAAUAAUUUUAAAUGGAUUAUCUGGUAUAAUGUCUUAUAGUUUACUAUUGGGAUCUCCAACAAUAAGUUUUUUGAAAAGAGCAAUAGUGAUUGCAAAGGCGAACAAUGACAUGCAACAGAAAGCAAGUGCUUGCAACAGAGAGUAUAAGAUGGAGAGAUUCUUUACUCUUGUUCGCUGUUACAACUUAUAA
Molecule: messenger RNA, 500 nt
Organism: Acyrthosiphon pisum (pea aphid)
Lineage: Eukaryota; Metazoa; Arthropoda; Insecta; Hemiptera; Aphididae
Product: thiamine transporter 1-like
Exons: 3
Coding region: 60-500 (146 amino acids)
Biological process (GO): transmembrane transport; vitamin transport
Cellular component (GO): plasma membrane
Molecular function (GO): vitamin transmembrane transporter activity
Source: RefSeq, a predicted model, not a curated record